CAAGCCCACACAACACAGCGGCCUACACAUAAGUGCUGUUGAUGAAAGAAGAAACGAGUGAAAAGAUCCGUAAAUUUUAAGGGUUAUAUAUGUGUCACCUGGAGCGGCGGGAGGAUGGCAGAUGACAAGGAUGUGCUCCGAGAUGUUUGGUUCGGGCGGAUUCCAACGUGCUUUACACUGCACCAGGAUGAGAUUACAGAGAGAGAGGCCGAACCCUUUUAUCUCCUCCUCCCUAGAGUCAGCUACCUGACACUUGUCACAGAUAAGGUGAAGAAACACUUUUUGAAGGUCAUGAAGCCAGAGGAUGUGGAAGAAAUGUGGUUUGAAUAUGAAGGAACACCCCUGAAAUGGCACUAUCCAAUUGGAGUAUUGUUCGAUCUACAUGCCUCCAACACUGCCCUUCCUUGGAGUGUAACUGUGCACUUUAAGAACUUCCCAGAACGUGACCUGCUUCACUGCCCAUCAAACUCAGUCAUUGAAGCACACUUCAUGUCCAGCAUUAAAGAGGCUGAUGCACUCAAACACAAAGGUCAGGUCAUCAAUGAUAUGCAGAAGAAAGACCAUAAGCAGCUAUGGAUGGGCCUACAGAAUGAUAAGUUUGACCAGUUUUGGGCCAUGAACCGUAAACUGAUGGAAUACCCCAUGGAAGAAGGCGGGUUCCGCUACAUUCCUUUCAGGAUAUACCAGACGACGAGCGACAGACCGUUUAUCCAAAAGCUGUUCCGGUCGGUUUCCUCUGAGGGCCAGCCCCACACGCUGGGAGAUUUGCUGAAGGAGAUGUUUCCUGCUGCCAUAUGCCAAGAUGAUGAGCCAAAGCGAUACCAAGUUCUGAUCCAUGGGAUUGAGCCUAUGCUGGAGACGCCCAUCCAGUGGCUCAGCGAACACCUGAGUCAUCCUGACAACUUCCUCCACGUUAGCAUCAUCCCGUCGCCAAGCGACUGAGUCCGGGUGUUCCGCCGCCUCGACAACGGAGGUUUUCAAAACUCGGCUUUCCAGGGCUACGACCUGGAGAGGCAACGACGGGACAGGUAUGACGUCAUCGCUCCAACUUUGUCCAGACGAAACUUUUCCAGAAAAAAAAAAAAAAGAAAAACUUUUCUCACCCACAUCUCUGACUCCACCUCUCUUACUGGAGGACGGCUAGAUCAUCCAGCCGAAGCGAAAGGUGAAUGAUUGAAGGCUGACUGGCAGAUAAGAAGCUAGUGUGGCUUCUUCCUUCCUUCCUCCUUCUUCCUUUCCUUCGCCGCCAGACAUACAGAAGGGAUUUGGACCGAAUUUCCUUUUACAUGUUGCCUUAGUAUCCUGAGUCUCAUUGUACACACACACACACACACAUUCUAGGCAAUGACACGCUCGUUCUCACCGAAUUCACCUCUAUGCCUCGCAGCAAAGAGACGGUAUCUGGCAUAUCUUUCACACUGCUCUAUGUUCCCUCAGUCUCUAAUUUGUGAGUAAUUUACCGCUGUUGCUCUCAGAUCUUCUCCCAGCUCUCGGUUAAUUAUCAGUUGGAAUCCUGUUUGUCACUAAAUGAGACCACUAAACUACUCCGCUCUGUGCCAAGCCUGAUGGGGGGUAAUUACCGACCUCAUUUACUGUCACCUUUUUUGGAGGGGAAAAGGAGGUGUGAAAAGGAAGAAUGGAAUUCUGUCUGUCUGUGGCGGCUUCUGUCAUAUAACACAAAGUACGUGAAAUAGAUUUUUAUGGGUUUCAUGAUGAUGUCACCUGUCCCCAUAUGGAGCAAAUGCACUCUCUCUUUCUCUGUGUCUGCGUUGGGAAGUGAUUUAUGGAGUUAACUUCAUGGGGGAUUCAGUUGAGGAAAAGCAGAAGGAACAGUCAUAUGCCUCAGUGGGGUUUUCUUUUUUUUAAGUUACCGUAGAACAUACUGAGAGCGAUAAUUGGAGUUUACACGUUAUCUGUUUUGGGUAUUUAUUUUUUUUUUCUUUCUCUGAUUUACAGAUGUGAAAAAAAGGCCUUGAAUAAUAUGUGUUACCACCUUUUCAGCCUUUCAUUCUCUCACUUUUAUUUUUCUUUUCUUUUUUUUUUUUUAAUUUAAACUCAGAGAUACUGCCACCCACUUCACAAAGAGGGGUUCAGCACAAGGGCAGAUGUUAUGCCCGUUGGUCACACCAAGCCCCUUCAGAAGAGCUUUACCAUACUCACACAAUACAUCUGCAGUCUUAACUACAUCCAAAAGGCUUAUUGUCUUCAGAAUUGGUCAAACUAACAUAUUAAACCAUGUUUAGGUCAUUUUGAGAGUUUUUGUUGAAAUGGCAAGUCAGGGUAGGAGACAUGAGACAGACAAAUAGCAGCUGAGAGUGAUUACUUGCUUAUAGGAAUGGGUGAGUGUUUUCCUCGCCGUGCCGCCACCCCCAGACUGAGACAGGGAGGGGAAAAAGACGGCGAGAGAGUGGGGUUUGAGAGCGCAUAGCUGAGGUCUCCAACAGGCAGCUUCUCGGCAAAGCGCUCCCAAGCGGAGAUGUUUCUAUGGGAUUAGUGAGCGUCUCUGAGUUUGUUUACAAACACUGCAUUUUUUCUCUUGAACCACAGACCAGGAGAAAAUCAAAGAGUUCCUCUAUUAUAAGUAUGUCGUUUCCCUCCGUCAAUACAAACAUAAACAGCUUGUCAUGGUAGAGCCUGUGUACUGAAUAACUACAGAUAGUUUAAUUAGCGCUGUGGUCCAAAUAACACACAUGUUGAGACACACACAAACACAGACGGGUCCAGUUGAUUGUUUUUCUUCUCAUUAACUUAAUGAAAAUGUCUUCUUUUUUCCUUUCUCCAGAUACCCUUGUCUUUUGCUAUUUAAAAAUGCUGUAAACAUUUUGUUGUGUAGCUUUAACAUUUAAUUAAAAUUAAUAUUUUAUCAUU
Molecule: messenger RNA, 2868 nt
Organism: Chanos chanos (milkfish)
Lineage: Eukaryota; Metazoa; Chordata; Actinopteri; Gonorynchiformes; Chanidae
Gene: atg5
Product: ATG5 autophagy related 5 homolog (S. cerevisiae)
Exons: 8
Coding region: 115-942 (275 amino acids)
Biological process (GO): autophagy of mitochondrion; piecemeal microautophagy of the nucleus; protein lipidation involved in autophagosome assembly
Cellular component (GO): phagophore; phagophore assembly site membrane; cytoplasm
Molecular function (GO): Atg8-family ligase activity
Source: RefSeq, a predicted model, not a curated record